Molecule: messenger RNA, 3646 nt
Organism: Hemiscyllium ocellatum (epaulette shark)
Lineage: Eukaryota; Metazoa; Chordata; Chondrichthyes; Orectolobiformes; Hemiscylliidae
Product: centriolar coiled-coil protein of 110 kDa-like
Exons: 16
Coding region: 118-3177 (1019 amino acids)
Biological process (GO): centrosome duplication; centriole replication; regulation of cytokinesis
Cellular component (GO): centriole
Source: RefSeq, a predicted model, not a curated record
AGGUGACGGGGCGGUUUGGAUGGCGGGAGCGGAGCGGGGUUAGUGACAGGUGCAGGCUUGUUUGAUUAUCACGUAGAGUUUUAUCGUGUGUCGUGCUAUAGAAGAAAUGUUUAGCAGAUGAGAAUGGAGGAUUAUGAGGAGUUUUGCAAUAGACAUUUAGCCAGGAUUCAGACUGAGAUGGUGGAAAAUAAAUCGUUUGAGUCAGUGUGGCCAAAGAACAAUUCUGUUAUCCACUUCCAUGGGAUUGCUGCACUCUGUCCUCUGAUGAAUAGUGAAAGGAAGCUGGAGAUGCAGCAGUACAGACAAAAAGCUGUGGAAUUGGAGCUCAAGCGGCAGAAAGCGAGAAAAAGUGCCUUACUAACUCGUGUACAAGAAAUUAUAGAAAAUGUACAGGUGUGUCACAUGCCAAGUACCACUGAAUGCAUCACAGAUCCUGGAAGUCAAUCGCCAACAAAAAUUGAUCCAACAAAUGGCUUCAGCACAAUUCAGCAUACUGACCGGUCUUCAAGCUAUUCUGACAAAUGUGCAGAUACCACUGUGUCAACAGCAGCAUCAUUGAAAUUAAUGGAAGAAAACACCGCCAGAAAUUCUGAGAAGUGCACUUAUUAUUCCCAGCUGAGUGACCUUCCUAAAUUGACGUUUAAUAACCAAUCCAAUAACACAUUCUCAGUAUGCACAAGUCCUAAGAAAGAGGAAUCAAAAACUGAUGUCAUGUUAUCUACAAAGGAAUCUCCUGAUCAUUAUGCAAUGAGUCUUCAGAACCUGUUAAAAAAGUCAAGAGAAUAUGUAGAGAGAGAACAAAAUCGACGAAGUGGGAAAAAUAUUUCCAAGGAAAGUACAAAUGAAAGUCAUUCCGAUAAAGAAAAUGAAGGUGUUAAAAUCAGUGACUGGGAAAAAGAAAGAAACAAAGUGUCUACCAAAACUUUGAGUCCCAGUCUUGUGACAAGCAGUGCAAGGUCAUGUUCACAGUCACAGAAUGCCUCUGCCUCUGCAACAAAUGAAAGCUGUGAAUUAUAUGAUAAAACAGCAGUUAGUACAUCAGUUUCAGUUUUAAGUAAUUCAUCAAAAGUAGAUUUUGCAGAAAAGUCAACAAAAGGCUUAUCGAGAGAAUCUGAUUCAGAUGAGGAUUGGAUAAACUGCUCAACAAGUGAACGUGACAGGAGCUUGCUUAAAAGCUUAAUGGGGUCUUAUGCGAAACUGCCCAACCCCGAACCAAGUCGCAGUCCGAAAAUGCACCAAAGACGUCCCAGGACAUCAACCAAUAUUGUUAUUAAUAAUCCAGUAAAUGCUUAUGAGCUAAGUCCGAAAGAAAAAUUUAAAGGAUUAUCUGGGAUACCUCUAGGUAAAAUAAAUAUUAAUCUUGAUGCAAAGAGAGCAGUUGUGAAUGAAGCUUUACUAGCUGUCAAUCAAGAAGAAACAGAACAAAAUGCUGGGAAACGACAGGAUUUUCCAACAUGCUUGGGAAGUGUUGAUGAGAUGCUGAGAAAAGGAUGCUUACCCUUAUGUGCUAAACCUUCUGGAGUAUCAGAAACAAAAAUGAUUGAAGGUGUAGAUGAUAAUGCUGUUCAGGCACCAUUGAGCAGCUUAAUUCAGAAAGAUCAUGAUUUGGAAAGGACAUCUCCAUUACUUGUGAAUAAACAGGAAAUUAUUGAGUCCUCAGAACCCCAGAUUGAACUGAAUCUCAGUGGCCAAAAGAAUACCAGCUUGAUGGAAAAAGCUAAACAAGGUUCACCCAUUGAACUUAACAAAUCCUAUGAUGUCAAGCAUCCAUCUCCAGUGCUGUUGCAAAACCAAGUGACAAAACAACAAAUGGACCUCUCAGCUAUGUCUUCAGGCAAUGAAAAGAGUCUACAAAGUAGCAUAGAAGCUAAAGCCAAACGUAAAUUAGUGAUGGGUACUUCAAGUGUCAAAGAAACAGUUCAGGAGAUGUCCAGGUGGAUUCGAGAGGAGAGACAUCAGAGAGUUUCUAUUAGCAGGAGUGAAACUGAAGUGCCUCCAAAUAACCAGAGUAAUGCUUUAGAUGGAGAGCUUAUAGCAAAACAGAUGAUGACAUUUGUAGAAAUGCGGAAGCAAUUGGAGGAACAACACACCUUACAAUUGUCUAUGCUGAUUGCUGAACAGGAAAAGGAGCAACAGAAACUGCGAAGGGAAAUAGAGGAACAGGAAAGACGAUUUAGAGAGCAAAUGAAUUUUGUGUUGGAAUCAACAGAAAAUCGCAUCAGUAAAGAAAUGUCAUUAGAUUGGAGGAGAUUAAAUGAAAACUACUCGAUUUCAUCUCUAAUCACUCAAGUGGAUGGUCAUCAACUCAGUAAUUCUUCUAACAUUGCCUUUACCAGUAAUUCAACAAAUGCUGAAUCCUCUUUGAGUCAAUGGGGAACUGGGAAUGAUGAAAUGCAUGAGAUGCAGAUUUCAUGUUUCCUUAAACAACGGAAUAGACGGUCCCAGGUGAAUACAUCAGACAUCCAGAAGAAAUUUAAUAAAGUUACAGCUGUGGCAAAAGGAUUCCUUACUCGUAGACUGAUGAAAACAGAGAAAUUGAAACAACUUCAACAAACUGUAAAAGAUACCUUGGAAUUUAUCAAUAAUUUUCAGAUAGAAACCCCUCUCAAAAGAGGUGCUGUGUCAUCGCAAGAUCUUUCAUUGCACGAAAGAGUUGUUACACAGUUACGAGCUGCCCUUUAUGAGAUUCACGACAUCUUCUUUGUAUUUAAUCCUGAAGAUAGAAUGCAAAUUCUGAGCCAUGAUCGGGAAAUUCGCAAAGAAAAACAGCUGAGACAAAUGGAAAAAUGGAAGAGCCCUAAAGAAAGAGGAGCUCUUUCGAUUGCGACACAGAAAUCUUUAGACAGAAAAAGGCAGAUUAAGGCUGCUGAAAUAGGAAUAACCAGUAAACAGAAGUCCCAUGUGAAACAAAAGGCUUCCUCUGCAACCAGAAUUCUUCAACCAAGCCAGGGGCAGAAUGCUCCAGCCCAAAGACUACUUCACAGACAAGGAUUCUCAUUGAAUUCAAAUUCCACCAUCUGCCACCAUGGGAUUCAAACCUGGGUCCCCAGAACAUUGGGCGAAAGUGAGGACUGCAGAUGCUGGAGAUCAGAGUCAGGAGUGUGGUGCUGGAAAAACACAGCAGGAGCAUGCCCAGGAAGAGUGCUGAAAACAAAAUCAAGCAUUACGACACUCUGAGGAAGCAGCAUUCAAUAGGAUGAACAAUGCUACACAGCUGCUUCACCUUUAUGAAUUGAACAGCCUUUUCAAUUGUUAUCAGCCAUUUAAUUUAAUGGAAGAAAUUUUAAGUGUUAAAAUUGCUUAUGUCUUGUUCAAUUAUGAUUAACAACUCUAAAACUUACAAAGUGGAAAAAUAUAUUGAGAAACUUAUCAAAGUAAGAUUGCUAAAAGCUGAGUAAUCUAGUUUUAUUUUCUUCUUGCACUGAUUUAUAAAGUCUUUAUGUACUUGAGAAGGCACUGUUAUUUAAAAAAAACUCAAGUAACAGUUCAUAUCUGACAUAUAUUUCACAUUCUGUACUGUUGACUGUCUUGCAAAAUGAUUCUCAAUUCUCGACUCAAGUGUGUAAAACUCUGCUUUUACAGAGGCACUAUGUAUGUUUUCCCUCAUGGAACAUAUUAGUAUAUUUAAAUCUUACUAGUAAUAUGU